AUGCCUCCCAAGAAGAAGAAGCCUGCGACGGGGCUGGCACCCUCCAUACCAUCAAAGCGCACGAAGCGAAUGCCUGCUGAAAGCACUGCCGCGGCGUCGUCGUCCACCCCCCCGUCGACAUGUCGUCUCGAUGCCUCGUUCUUCCCCGACAUUGUGGACACCAUCUUUAAUGCGGCUUCCUUCUCAGCUCUACUUCGUCUACGGGACUGUUCGAGGGACUUCCGUGACGCUGCCGACCGCCGACUCGCUCACCAUGCAGUGCUGGCGAGGGAGGCAAGUGCUACUCAAAACCAAUUUCGUCCGCGCAUAAUUGUUAAGGCUCCGCUCCACGGCCAUGCCCUUCGUUCCCGAACUCGACCAGCCCACCCAGCACAAGAACAACGUCCACCUCAACCACCUCAACCAGUUCAACCAGCAACGCUCGAAUCGUUUGAGGGCGACAACGUCUUGCUUCCGUUGGGUGUGGGUGUUCCCCGGUGCUCGCCGUUUGGAGACCUCUGGAACAAGUCGCAUCUCCUGCCCGACGCCACCUCCCUCGGCAAAGAGGACAACAACAAUGUCGCAGACAAGGGCGGCCACAUCAACAUCGACGGCUAUCUUGACAGCCUGCAACGCAUCAAGGUUCUCGACCUCAAGGGCCCCGUCUCUGGCGGCCAUAUGGCACACAUUGUCCAAUUCGCAGUUUCUCUCCACACUGUUCGUUACAUCUUCCCUAGCUGCAACAUUGGAGACGGACUGUGGUUUCCCAAGCCCCUCAAGAUCCCAGGCAUCGUCUUUGACGUUUCAAACCUAGUCAUGUUUCUGGGCCACAGCGGCUCUCCGUGGAUGAUCGAGACCUUGCCACGGAACCAAGCCAUGGCGGCGACCAACGUGAUCAUCAACUACGAGUACACGCAUGGAGACACAUACCUGACUCCAUUCCAAGCUCCAAACUGGCCUGCACUCCGCAAUGUGGUCGUCAUCUUUUUUGCCAGGCCCGGUCAACGUGCCGCGCGUGCUGCUGGCCUCAAUGCCAACGUGCUCGCCAGCUUUGUCGACCUGAUCGCCCCCAACCCCAAGUCUCUGGUCAACUACACGUUUGUCGGCCUCGAAAGCACGAGAGCAGAGUGCUUCGGCCUGCCACCAUACACGGACAGCAAGACUGGUGUCCUGGACCUGUUUACCGCCAAGCGCGCGACGGCUUGGAAGUUUCGUUCGGCAAAGCCCGACUUGGCCUUUAACAAUGUGAAGUUCCUCACUGUGCACGAGUACAAGAACAGCUUGAACGAGGAAACUGCCGCGCUUCACUUUGGAUACGAGAAUAUCCUUGACUGCUAA
This is a messenger RNA of Apiotrichum porosum, 1317 nucleotides long. RefSeq lists its product as uncharacterized. Bases 1 to 1317 code for a protein of 438 amino acids. NCBI's taxonomy places the organism in Eukaryota, Fungi, Basidiomycota, Tremellomycetes, Trichosporonales, Trichosporonaceae. The record is from RefSeq and is a predicted model, not a curated record. The transcript has a single exon.